Molecule: messenger RNA, 923 nt
Organism: Anopheles nili
Lineage: Eukaryota; Metazoa; Arthropoda; Insecta; Diptera; Culicidae
Product: trypsin-1-like
Biological process (GO): proteolysis
Molecular function (GO): serine-type endopeptidase activity
Source: RefSeq, a predicted model, not a curated record
AUGCAACCGGGCAUCCGCACGUUGCGGUUUGUCGACAAAAGCAUUAAAAUGCACCCACUCGAUUCAUUCGUUCGCCCGUUCACUCUCGGCGUCCUGAUGCUGUUGCUGGUGUCCUUGCCGCCCCGGACCGGCGCCGAAGAUUGUCCUCCUGUGGAAUCGGAUCGUCCGAGGGUGCGCGUGAUCGGUGGCAACCAGUCCGACAUCACCCGGUUCCCGUGGAUGGUGGCGUUAUUUUACCGGGAGCGGUUCACCUGCGGUGGCAGCCUGAUUAACGAUCGCUUCGUCCUGACGGCGGCUCAUUGUGUGGUGCGGCAGGAUGCGAACGGGUUCGAGGUGUUCCUGCACCGUCCCAGCAUCGUCACCGUAGCUGAAGACGCUAUCCAUCGUCGGGUGGCUCGCAUCAUCGUCAAUCGCUACCAGCAGCUUCGGCAAAACAACGACGUGGCGUUGUUGCAGUUGAAGGAACCGAUCCGACCGGAAGAUGGGCUCGUGCCGAUUUGCCUUCCGGAAAGUGAUGGGACGUUUGAAGGACGCAUGGGGACAGUGACGGGUUGGGGUACGACGGAAUCGGGCGAGCUUUCGGAACUGCUGCAGCAGUUGACCGUACCCAUCAUGACCAACCAGCAGUGUCGCAGGUCCGGAUACUUCCGGUUUCAGAUCACCGCAAAAAUGCUGUGUGCUGGGUAUCUCGAGGGGGGCCGAGAUUCCUGCCAGGGGGAUAGCGGGGGACCACUGCAGCUGGCAAAGGACGAAAGUGGGCGUCAACAGAUCGUGGGUGUUGUGUCGUGGGGCAACGAAUGCGCCCAACGGAACUACCCCGGGGUGUAUGCGAGGGUGUCGCGGUUCGUGGGGUGGAUCCGGACCCAGUGCCGAGGGGCAUGCUGGUGUGCGUGAGGAAAAUAUCGAUGAGAAAAAGCGGGAAA